Messenger RNA from Prorocentrum cordatum, 1146 nucleotides. The record is from the annotation of a GenBank genome assembly. NCBI's taxonomy places the organism in Eukaryota, Dinophyceae, Prorocentrales, Prorocentraceae.
AUGGCGCCGGCGCUGGCGACGCAGCGGUGGGCGGCGCGCGCCCCCGCCGCGGGCCGCCUCUUCGCCCAGCUGGCGGAGGCGGCCACAUGGCCUCCUGGCCCGAGGCGCCUCCGUGAGGGCGGCGCCCGCCGCCGCGCGGCCGCCAGGGCCGCGGCCAGCAUCGACGUGCUGGACCUCAGCUUGCCCGGGGCCGCCGACAGGCUCGACGCCUCGUUCAGGGCGACGGGAUUCGCGGUCGUCACAGGCCACGGCGUGGACUACGGUGCCCUGCGCCAGCUCCGGCUCAAGGCGCUGGAGUUCUUCCGAAGCCCGCUCGAGCACAAACAGCUCUUCGACAAGGCUGGCGGCGAGCACAAAGGGGCCAGGGCUCGGGGCAUGCAUUCGCGUCUCCUCGAAGGGGGCAGGGCAGUGAAUUUCUGGAGAGCCCGUGGAGGCCUGCCGCGGCUCGACGCGGGCGCGCCCACCGAUGCGGGCGAGGCCGCGCCGGAGCCGGUGCCGGAGUGCGUGCCAGGCUUCCGGGAGGCCGCCGAGGGGGCCCAGCGCGCUAUGCACGACUUCCGCCUUCGCCUGGACGGCCUGGUGUGCGAGUCGCUCGGCGCCGACCCCGUGGCCUUCCCGAGCAAGCUGGACCCGUUCCGGGCGGGGAUGCGCCUGGCUUACUACCCCGCGCAGGUGACGCCGCCCGCCCCGGGGCAGCUGCGGUACGGGGCGCACGUCGACAGCGGGGGCAUGACCGUGCUCGUCCGGGACGAGGCCGCCCAGUGGGGCACCCAGGUGCAGCUGCACGACGGGGAGUGGGUUGACGUGCCCCUGGUCGAAGAGUCGAUCGUCCUGAACGUCGGUGCCCUGCUCUCCAGGUGGACGAACGGCCGGUGGCGCGCCUCGGUCCACCGUGUCGGCAACGACGCGGCGGAGCGCCUGAGCAUCGUCGGCCAUUCGGUGGUGUUCAAGGCCGACGCCGAGGUGGAGCCCCUGCCGUCCUGCGUCUCCCCAGAGAGCCCCUCGAGGUACGCGCCGAUCAAGGCCGGCGACUUCCUCACGGAGCGGGUGCGGCUGCACCGCGACAACUACGCCGAGGAGCGCGGCUACUCCCGCGCGGCCGCCGAGCAGGCCCUCAGCGAGCAGAUCCGCGACUACCAGAUGUGA